UCACAGAAUAGGUAGUCUGCAACAACGCAACUGCAUUCUGCUGGUCCUUCUUCUUAGUGGUUAUUUAGAUUUACUACUUUAUUUCAUUACACUAAAACAUUUUAAUUUAACAACACAAAAUAUUACUCUUAUUAGGCUAGUUUUUAUAAUAUUUCUUAAUAGAUGAGUUUGGAUCAAUUUUUGAAACAGGAUAAUUGAAAAGGUGAACGAUGAGGUUGAUGCUAGUUGUGAUACACAUCAGCCUGGUUGCAACCCAAAUGUGGGUAUCGGCGCAUUACAGAGACGAAGUUGAGGACAAUGAGUUUGCCGAAUUCGAGGACUUCCAAGAUGAUGACGAUAAGAUUGUUGUUGAAGAUAUUGGCCAGGGCCGGCCGUUGAAGCCAUUAUCGGCGAAUAUCAUCGACGACAAUGGGGAACAAGAGGACGAGGACGAGGAUGCAAUUGUUGAGGAUGAUGAUAAUGAAUUCGAUCAUUUUCAAGACGAGGAAGAAUUUGAGGGCUACGACAACGAUCGACUCGGUACUGGCAACAAAGUUGAUGACAAAGAAGUGCCCAAAAUCACAAUUACAAAGGUUUGUUUAUGAAAAUAUUUCUCAAUAAUGUGUGGUCUGUGAAUUUAUAAUCUUUUUUAUUUAUUUAUUCUUUGGAUAAAAACAUAUAAUACUGGAAUGAAUAAAACAGGCGCCAGCCCAAGAGCCCAAAAC
Messenger RNA from Nilaparvata lugens (brown planthopper), 704 nucleotides. Its product is annotated as coiled-coil domain-containing protein 47-like. The record is from RefSeq and is a predicted model, not a curated record. The transcript is spliced from 3 exons. NCBI's taxonomy places the organism in Eukaryota, Metazoa, Arthropoda, Insecta, Hemiptera, Delphacidae. Bases 210 to 584 code for a protein of 124 amino acids.